Messenger RNA from Guillardia theta CCMP2712, 1230 nucleotides. RefSeq lists its product as hypothetical. The record is from RefSeq and is a predicted model, not a curated record. Lineage: Eukaryota; Cryptophyceae; Pyrenomonadales; Geminigeraceae. Bases 1 to 1230 code for a protein of 409 amino acids. Gene Ontology annotation, cellular component: nucleus; cytosol; perinuclear region of cytoplasm. The transcript has 7 exons. Gene Ontology annotation, molecular function: small GTPase binding; GTPase activator activity. Gene Ontology annotation, biological process: activation of GTPase activity; nucleocytoplasmic transport.
AUGCCAUCGUUGAAGCAUCUCCGCAAACUGAGCAUUGUAAGUUUGCGGCUCGGAGUUGCCGGAGCAGAGGCACUUUCCAAAGGCAUUUCGAGGUUGUCAUUGCUGGAAGAAUUGGAUUUGUCAGACAAUCAGAUUGCUGAUGGUAUCGUGUUUAUCACGGCGUCUCUUUUUUCCGCGAAGCUCUACGGAAUCAAGUCGUUGACUCUUUCAGAUAACAAUUUGGGUUGCUACGAAAUGUCUAUGAUUCGAUUAUUGUUGUCGGAAAUUACAGCUUCACUUACGGCUUUAGAUCUUUCUUCCAAUUACCUCCUCGAUCGAGAUUGCUUCGAGACUCUGUCGAGUUGCUUUCUGAAGAAGAGCGAUCAUUGUUCACAACCUGUCACAAUCAUCGCAACAGCACUUCAAAGGCUGAACGUCUCACAUCAGAGAAGUGAUAGCGACUAUAAUAGCACGUCUGAGCCACUUGAAACUUUCCCGCUCAGCCACUUUCAUCCUCUCUGUUGCGAUGGGAACCUGUCCUCUUUAUCGCUGCAUGGGUGGAAUCUGGAUGACAUCGCGUUGUUGGGAUUGAGAUGUGCAAGAUCGUCAGGAGGUUCUGUGGGUGGAGAUCAAUCUGGAGCAGCUCGAGGGGUGUAUGAAGAUUUGGAUAUCCACUUGGUUGAGACUUCAGUGAACGAGCAGGGGACUUUGACAAGGUCGGUCGUAUGCUCAGCCAGGAAAUGCGUGUUUCUUCCUGGUCUCGCUGUUGCUCUCCUGAGGCCACAAAGUUGUCCUCUACUCACACUUCAUCUCAAUGGGAUCCAGCUGGGAGCGGCAGGAUACGCGAUGCUGCUCAAGAGCCUCGAAGAAGAAGAGCGAUUGUGUGUUCAACACUCCGAUGUAGACACAGGAAGAUGCUCGUCGUCGUCAUCAACCUCUCCCUCAUCUUCUUGCACGGCUGUUGGAUACUCUUUGAAGGAGCUCAACUUGAGCAAUACUUGUAUCGACAAGAGGUGCGCUAAAGUGGUCGCAGAAAUCAUCCAGAGGUUCUCGUUUCUCGAGGAACUGAUUCUCACAGACAACAAGUUCGGGUGCGUCGGAGCCUUUGAUAUUCUGCAAGCCGCCAAGUCGCUGGAGCGAUUGGAGCUUGUAGACAUGAGAGGGAGUGUGGAAGUUGCGGUCAACGACUUCAUGUCGCAUCUUGUAUUCUACAAUGGACCAUCGUCUCUAAGAGACGCUCUGGAUCCAUGA